Molecule: messenger RNA, 6611 nt
Organism: Syngnathus typhle (broad-nosed pipefish)
Lineage: Eukaryota; Metazoa; Chordata; Actinopteri; Syngnathiformes; Syngnathidae
Product: SPARC-like protein 1
Exons: 11
Coding region: 3991-5796 (601 amino acids)
Biological process (GO): anatomical structure development
Molecular function (GO): collagen binding; extracellular matrix binding; calcium ion binding
Source: RefSeq, a predicted model, not a curated record
CUUGUAGUUGGGACGUACUGCAGGAAACCCCGAGCUACUCUAUAUAUGCAAACCAAAUUAUGCUUUUGUUACAUCACUUCCUUCCGGAUUUCUCCUCUAUGGACACGCCAAGAUGUAUUUGUGUCAGCAAUCAAGCUCAAAACACAUUUUGGCGGGACGGUGCUGAUUACACACACAAACCACAAAACAGACACCACAAACGCACACACACUCACAUGCACGCACACAUAGAUUUUCCUUGAAACCAAAAAAAAAGUUCUUACACUUCAAACCAAGUGUCAUAAAGUAUGAAGGGACUUGACAAGUCCAGAUGUGUAAACCAAAAAAUUGUUCCACAGACAGACAUACAGAUACUUUAGAUACUGUAGAACUGGGGUGUCAAAUUUAUUUUUGUCGCGGGCCGCAUUGUAGUCAUAGUUUCCUUUGGAGGGCCACGAUGAUUGUCAACCCAAAUAAAUGCAUGAACGCUUCAUAUUAUAUAUAGUCUAAGCUACAAAACAAAAUCUUUCUCAAAUCAGACUAUUAAAAAUUGUUCAAAUAUAUUAAAAAAAUAUUAUUUUUAAAAGUGAAGACAAUUUGCAAUUUUAGUAAUGUCACAUGAAUUUGAGUUGUCUUUGCGGGCCACAUAAAAUGAUGUGACGGGCCGUAUCUGGCCCCCGGGCCUUGAGGUUGACACGUGCGCUGUAGAAGAUGGACGGAUGGAUGGAUGAAUGGAUGGAUGGACGGACGAACGGAUGGAUAGAUGCAAACUGAAUUUUAAGUUACACAGCCCCCUCCCUUGUCAUAAUUACUAUAAGGUUUGUGUUCGCCCCUUUGUGGUUAAAAAAAAAAAAAAACUCUCCCACUCAGAGCGGAAGAGUUCCUUAGAUGAGGUAAUACUUGUUUCCUGUUGACUUACAUCACCACUUGAACCAAAACUGCUGUCUGUCCAUGAUAAUUGAGUCCAGUAGACAGUCUAAUUCCUUUAUAAUUAUUUUUGUCUAAUUUUCGUGCUGCAGUAUUACCUUGUCUCUACGACAUCAUUGUGUAUUGUACUUUAACUUUAUCUGCCCCCAACAUUCCAGCCUGCAGAUCUCAUCAGAUUAUUAUAGUAUGGUUAAUUAACCAUCAUUAUGACUUAAUUUGCAUAAGCAAUUACAGGAACAAUGAAUAUUAGUGCUGCAGCCAUUGAAUAUUUCAAUAUAUUGAUAUCCUUUUGAAAAUUGUAUUGAAUGAGUAUUGCAUACGAAAAACACGUAUUAUUGCUUUGUUAAAGAAAAGAAAUGAGACAAGAAAAAAACAAAUCAAUUCACUUAAUUAUGAGUGAACCAUUAGUUUCCAUUUUUGGUCAUAAUUUUCAAUUGUUCACUAUUUUCUCCUCAAAAAACAUUAGUAAAUGAGAUUUGGGGCUAUAGGAUAAUUCGACAUCAGGAACACAUAAAAAAUAUUCUGUAUUAUAUCUCAGUUUUUUUUUUAACCAUUAUUCUUUAAACAUGAGCCCAAAUCAUAAUUUAAUUAUGUAACCCAUUGUAAAUAAGAAAUAGUUUGUCAUGAUAUAACCGUAGCCUGUUUUUGGAGCUAUGGGAUUGGUCUGUGGAAGUAAGAUAUGUCGGCUACUGAAAUAAAGAGGUGAACGUUUCCUGCUUGAGGCUUGUAAAAGUUUCCCGGCUGUCCAUAUAUGGUCUGGCUUUAAAUAAAACGAAAGAAUUCCUUGUUUAACCUCCUUGGAGUUUGGCUAUGAACAAGAAACAUGUAAUUAGGUUGGGGAUGUUCACAAAAGUCUGGAGCGCUUUGCAAACCACAGCCGCCACUCGGUGUCCUGCUUUAGAAAAGGGCGGAGUGAGGCGAGGUUGAUUGAUGCUUGUUGUGGCACGCAGACAUGCGGUUUACUAUGUCUGUGUGUUCCCCGUGUGGUUCUAUGAAGUUGAGUGACGCGAUGACCUUGGCAGUCAGUUUAUAUAUUUGUGAAUUUACGCAAGGGAAAUAACUUGAGGCGAGUGAACAUUUGCCACGGACUUGACUUCUUCGAUCACCUGUUGGUUCAAUGCAUUAGGCAGACAAAUCAUAUGAAUAAUGAAUGCCAGCACUCUAAACAGCAAAAGAAAAACACUUGAUCCUAAUAUGCAAUAUGGAUAAAAGACUGUUGCAUUGAUUGAGAAGUUAGAAUAAAUACUGAGCAUCUGCAAGCACAGAGAGAACAUACAAACUCCACACAGGAAGUCUGGAGCUGUGAUUCGACCUUCGAACUGUCGACAGACACGCUAACAAGCGGCCAUAUCAAGAUAAUUUUGCCAACAUCUAUUUUCAAUCAUGUGUAAACAAGGUCUAAAUAGGGUCCAUUUAUCAUGGGUUUCACAACCUGCACUUGUUUGACAUGAGACUGUUUGUGUUCUGUCCAGUGACCAACGUUAUGCGUUUUUGAGUGAGGUGAAGAGAAUGAUGACAUCCAGGCUCUUGAAUUCCUGCAUCAAUGUCACAUCAGGUGUGAUCUUUCAUGGGGGCCCUCGCUUGACCCCAAAAUGGUCUUUUUAUGUCAUUUUGUUUGACCCAACCGCAUCCUGUUUGGCGUUUUGAAGCCGUGGUUGGUGGUGCCCUUUUCUUGAGCCAUGAUUAUGCAGAAAGAUUGAAUCUGAACCUCAAGGACCUCAAAUUGACCCAGAAAGUAGGGGGUAAUAUUUUCAGUGACGGCCAAAUUUUAGGAACUUGAACUGAUUUUAAGAUUUUAAGCAAUCUGUGUGUCGCGACUCGUCCUCGGUUGUUUUAUUAUGCGUAGGUUGUCAUGGUUUCUGUGUACUCGCCCCUCCCUUCCUGUGUCUACUCACAAUCCAUGUAUUAAUCACAGUCACCUUCCUCUCGUUACCUUUCUCGUAUUUAAGUCGUGUCUGCGUGUGACUUCCUGUCGGAUCGUUUUUGUUUGCUGUCUCCGUCCCACAUCUUUGUUUGUCUGUCUGUUUCUGUCGGCCGGUUAGUCCAGUAAUUGUUUUGUCAUGUCGUUAAGUUAUGUUCGUUUGCCGGUUCUGUUGGUUUGUUCCCCUCAUCCUCCCUUCCAACUACCUUUUCCCUCAAUAAACCCUGGUCUAAGCUGCGUUUGUUCGCCCUGCUCGACUAAUUCCGUGACACUGUGGUGGGUAACAAAAGAAUAAAUUUGAUAAAUUAUAAAUAUAUGACUAAAGAUACUUGAUAAAUGUCAACUGAAGCCCAUAUUGUUUGUGAACAUUUUAACAGAAUGGUGAAUUUCAUGUUUUAGGGCGAUCCAAGAGGCAAACAUUUCUGAGUGAGUACGGCAAAAUAAAAGGAGGAACAUGCUUUUCUUCCUUGGACAGGUUUCAUGCAUAUGUAUCAUUUUGUGCUUAUGGUACUUAGAAUGUCCAAUAAAAUGUGUUCUCUGCUUUGAAGCCAUUCAUAGAGAACUGUGGCCGACUGAGUACUGUCUGGGGAACCAAAUCCAGACCUUGUGUCAGCACCUUGGUCAAAGGAACUGGCCGGAAAUGAACUUUCAUGUGUUUGGAAUGUGGAAGCCGAGAACAUCCACAGAGGCUAGCACAUGGAAUUGUCACACUGAAAGACCAAAACUCAGUUUUUAAGAGCAAUUGGGAAACUAGAAUUGAAACAAACAUUCGGCCUGCUGCCAUGUCUCGAAAAUUCAGCGUGGAUUGACUUACUUAUUGCUGGCCUUGUGUUGACACCUUGUCUGCUUCUCCCAGUUGAGAUGUGUCUGGAUUUGAAUUCCAGCUCCAUUCUAGAGUUGGUUUUAACGAGAGUUUGAAUGAUGUUCACAGAUCUGUGCCCUGUGAUCCACUGGCGCCAAGCUGAGGGCCACUGGACCCCAACCCAUUUGUCAAAAUGUUGGCGUGACUGACCCAUUGUGUGUGUGUGUGUGUGUGUGUGUGUAGUGUUUGUAGAGUUUGAUCCUCGUGUGGAAUACAAAAGGACUUUUCCCAGGUUGAGCAGAGGCACAUACACUAAUGCGCUUGUGCAGGAUUCUCGUUCUUCCAGCAACUUAUCUCAGGCAUGAGGGCCUGCAUAGUACUUAUUUGCCUUGUGGCUGCAGUAUUCCCUUUAUCUGUAGAAAAUAAUCGUCAUGGAAAACAUAGGACUUCGCACAAGGCCAAGGAAAAGGACAUUGCCAUUGAGGAGGCCAACGAGGCACCAGUCUUACCCACUUUAGUGGCUGUUGAAGAGGGCAACCACGAACAGGAAGAAGGAGAAGCGAGCGCAGAAGAUGACUCUGCCGCCGAGAAAAAGAGCAGCCACUCUGAGAUGACAAAAAGUGAGGCGGUCCUCUUGAGUGAGGAGGAACUGGUGGACCUUCUCAACAAGGAAGAGGAUGAAGCAGAAAAAACAGAGAUGGAUAAAGAAGUGACCACAGGUCCAGAUGAAAAGGAGUUCAGACAAACAGAAGUGCAAGAGGAGAAAUUGGCAAUGAUGGAAGAUGAGCGGGUUAAAAAUGAGACUGGGGAAGGUGGUGAAAUGUUAAUGAAAAAAAGCCAAGACUCUGAAGUGGAGAUGCAAAGCAAGAAAAAUGACGAAGAAUCUUUAGGAGAAGACAAUGUUGCUUCUUUGGAAGAAUCUGAAGGCAGCUCAGAGUCCAAGAUAAUAUCAAAUCUUGACUAUGCUGGUGAUAGCGCAAUUAUGCCAUCUCUAGCCAAAGUGGAAGACCACACAGGAGAAAUAACGUCUGUUUCUAAAUCCGAUAUCAAAGAGGAUAAAUAUGCUGGAGUCAUAGAUGACGAUGUAACAGAAUCUCAAGUAUCGUCAAGUCAGGUUCAAAUCCAAGACAAGGCAAAAGACUCGGAGACGCAGAUGGCUGGAAAGAAUGAGGAGAAAAGUAAUGUUGAGAGUAGAGAUGAUGCCAGUGAAAAAACAAGCAGACCAAAGAAGAACCAAAGAACAAGGAAGCACUCACCACAAAGGGAGGAAAAUCAAGAUGAACAUGAACAGAGCCAAGAGACUCCUCAUGAGACUCACAAUCUCAACACAGUUCAGAAGGCAAAAAGGAGAAGAGCAGGACAAUGGGGCUCUUUAGUAGGUGUGAACCCAGUGCAGAUAAGGGCCAAGGUGGAUCUCUACCCGAGUGCCAGGUCCGCUCCUGCCCCAGAAGCCCCUCCUGAUCUAUGCGAUAAUUUCCGCUGCAAGCGUGGAAAAAUGUGCAUACUUGAUGAAGAUAAAAAGCCAAAUUGUGUCUGUCAGGAACCCUCUCAGUGUCCUUCUAGUUUGAAUGAGUUUGAUCAUGUUUGCGGUACGGACAAUAAGACGUACAACACUUCGUGUGAACUCUUCGCCACUAAAUGCAAGCUGGAAGGCACUAAGAAGGGACACAGGCUUCAUCUGGACUACACAGGACCAUGCAAAUUGAUACCUCCAUGUGAAGACACAGAGCUGGUCCAGUUCCCGUUGCGAAUGAGGGACUGGCUGAAAAAUGUGCUGCUGCAGCUUUAUGAACAUGACUACGUGUCCCCCGGCUACCUCACUUCCAAGCAACGAUUCAAAGUGAAGAAAAUCUAUGAGAACGAGCGACGUCUUCAUGCUGGUAAUCACUCGGUCGAACUAUUGGUUCAAGACUUUGAGAAAAACUACAACAUGUACAUUUACCCAGUGCACUGGCAAUUUGCUCAACUGGACCAACACCCCUCUGACAGAAUCUUGUCCCACUCAGAACUGGCCCCGCUCAGAGUCCCUCUGGUACCUAUGGAGCACUGCACCUCUCGCUUCUUUCAAGAGUGUGAUGCCGACAAGGACAAGCAGGUCUCACUUACUGAGUGGACUUCUUGUUUUGGCAUCAAGAAUAAUGACAUUGAUGUCAACCUUCUCUUCUAAGUUCACUUUGUGGCUCACUAAUGGAUACAAGUUGGCAGAUGCUCCAAAAUACAACUGUUUGAGCAUGGCACGCAUUUUACCCCAGUAAUCGAUUAAUCAGGGGUUGGGCUGGACCUUUUAACUUUCCUCUAACUAAUAUUGUGUCUUACUCAUUUAAAAUAAUCUAUAAGAAAUAACAAAUCUAGGCUUUCAACUGUGGGGAAGACCAUUUUCUGUUCUAGCAUGACUAAGCUUUACUGCAGAAUAUUUUUUGCAAAGCAGUCCCUCACGCCAGCUUCACAAGUAUGAACAGACCAAAAUGAGCACAAAUUCCAACAUCUGUUUUUCGCUGCAAAGAGCAGUCGCUACUUUCUUUACUUUUUAUGUAUGUAAUGACCUAGCAUCUUAUUACCUAUGAGAAAAACAUCCUUUAUUUUCUUCAUUUCAUUCUAUUCUGUUUUACAUGUAUUUUGUUAGUGGACAAUGUAUUACAUGGUAGGCUUCUUAAUUACUGUAAUUGUCAUUGAAUAGAUUUUGCAGUGUCACUAAGAAUGGAAAAUUAUUUCUGUCAACUAUGCAACUUACCUUAGAAGCUGUUUAUUUUUGCAAUCAUUAAAAGCUGAAUGGAACACACGUUGUGUUGGUACAUCAUGUUGGUGAAUCCACAUUGACUCAUGUACAUACAUCAAAAAUUAAUGCGGUAAUUGCAGGUUUUGUUUGUGGCUCAAGUCUCAAGAGGCUGCAAUGCCAUCAGAAUCAAUCCUAAAAAUUCUAAGCAGUGUCCAGUUGAUUGCAGUAACAUGCAAACCUAAAACACGAUGGCAAAAGUUUGCGAU